Molecule: messenger RNA, 393 nt
Organism: Psilocybe cubensis
Lineage: Eukaryota; Fungi; Basidiomycota; Agaricomycetes; Agaricales; Agrocybaceae
Exons: 4
Coding region: 1-393 (130 amino acids)
Biological process (GO): protein sumoylation
Cellular component (GO): nucleus; septin ring
Molecular function (GO): protein tag activity; ubiquitin-like protein ligase binding
Source: RefSeq, a predicted model, not a curated record
AUGUCGGAGGAAGACCAUCAGGCGAACACCCAGGAGCACGAGCUCAAGCAGGAAGAUGCCAACGCAACCAUUAACAUCAAGGUGCGUCGUCAUUCUCGAAAGAAGCGCGAUUUCGGUGAAAUCAUCGAGUGGCUUAUCGAUGUUGUGAAUUCGCAGGUUGUGAGCUCGUCAGGCGAAGAGGUUUUCUUCAAGAUCAAGCGAAGCACCAGGCUUAGCAAGCUCCAGGGAGCCUAUGCUAGCAAGGUUGGCAAAGAUGUUGGAAGCAUCCGAUUCCUGUACGAUGGGUCCCGGAUACAAGAAGAUGAUACACCUGCGACUCUUGAUAUGGAAGACAAUGAUACCAUUGAUGUCAUGGUAGAGCAGGUUGGAGGAUCCCUUGCUGCGCUGCCCUAG